Rosa rugosa (rugosa rose) is the source of this 1578-nucleotide messenger RNA. Its product is annotated as eyes absent homolog. The transcript has 6 exons. Gene Ontology annotation, cellular component: nucleus. Gene Ontology annotation, molecular function: protein tyrosine phosphatase activity. The coding region runs from base 179 to 1108 and encodes 309 amino acids. The record is from RefSeq and is a predicted model, not a curated record. NCBI's taxonomy places the organism in Eukaryota, Viridiplantae, Streptophyta, Magnoliopsida, Rosales, Rosaceae. Gene Ontology annotation, biological process: multicellular organism development; positive regulation of DNA repair; cell differentiation.
AAAAUAAAAAACCUUUUGAAUAUUUAAAACCUCGUGGGUCUGUCUCGUCGUCAAGGUUAAAUCUGGGCUCCUAGAACUAGAGCCUGCGUCUUCAAUGUGAAUAGUACUUGGUCGUCAAUCUCUUCUACAAUCCCCCAAGGUCAGCUGCUUUGAGUUGACACCGAAAUCGGGGAGGAUAAUGGGUGAGAAUGCAAAAGGGGUUGCUGAAAGCAGCAGGGAUCAGAAACUAGAUGUUUAUAUAUGGGACAUGGAUGAGACUCUGAUACUGCUCAAGUCUCUGUUGACCGGAACGUACGCGGAGGGUUUUAAUGGGGUGAAGAAUGUACAAGAGGGUGUAGAAAUUGGAAAGAAAUGGGAGAAGCAAAUUCUAUCUCUAUGCGAUGAUCAUUUCUUCUAUGAACAGAUUGAGAACCACAAUAAACCCUAUCUUGAUGUCUUGCGCCGAUAUGAUGAUGGGCGGAAUCUUUCUGAAUAUGAUUUCAGCAAAGAUGAAUUUGGUCCUUCUUAUGAUGAUGAUGACAAAAGAAAACUGGCAUAUAGGCACAGAGUCAUAGCCCAUAGAUACAAACAGGGUUUGCAGAGUCUUCUUAAUCAAGAGACGACAAAAGACUUGGAUGAAUUGUAUGAUAUUACUGAUAAAUAUACAGAUAGAUGGCUCACGUCAGCACGCGUCUUCUUAGAAGAGUGUUCUGUCGGGAAUGGAGGCACAUCCGUUGUGGCUGCUGAUGGGAUAAAUGACUCUUCUGCUACAAAGCGUAUUCAUGUUUUAGUGACAUCUGGAUCAUUGAUCCCCAGCCUUGUCAAAUGCUUGCUCUUUCGACUUGACAAUAUGAUAGCUCAUGAAAAUGUCUAUAGUUCCUGGGAAGUGGGGAAACUACAAUGUUUUCAGUGGAUCAAGGCGCGUUUCAAUGGUCCAAAGGUCCGCUUCUGCGUAAUUGGGGAUGGAUGGGAGGAGGGUGAAGCUGCACAAUUGAUGCAGUGGCCAUUUAUUAAAAUUGAUAUGCGACCAGGCAGCUCUCACAGGUUUCCAGGCCUCACAUUGAGGACGGUAGGAUUUUACUUUUCUGUUGUAUAUGGGAAUUCUGAUGCUGAUGAUGAAAAAGAGUAAAUCACUGCCUUUGCAGUAGUGCUAUUUCUGGAAAGAUUCUUGUACAUAAAACAGACCAGACAUUGUUCAGUUAUGUCAAAAAAUAAUUUGCAUCGGUCAACUCACAUGAAUGAAGAUAACUAUAUGUAAGAGGCCAGAUUGAUUGUACUCUUGAAACAGAAGGGUAACAUUUCCUCCUAGAAAAUGCCUAUUGACCAUCAUUUUGAUUGAUUUAGGAUUUGUUUGAUGGACUCAUGAGAUGUUAUAGUGACUUCAAAAAUGAAGUGUGAAACUGUGAGGAGCAUGAAUAGCCCUCCCCUAAAGUUUAGGAGGAUUCUCUGUUAAAAUUCAUUCAUGGCCACUUCAAUUUGGCCCCUGAAAACAUUUGCCCAACGUCAGCAUGACUUAAAGAGUGGUCAUCUUUUCUUCUAGUGUCACUAUCCUGUAAUAUGAAUUUCCAUGUGAAGGUGCUGUCAUUAUUUCUAAUGUCA